AUGACAGACGACAACCCUGCCAUAGUCAUUGAUAACGGCUCCGGAAUGUGCAAGGCAGGCUUUGCUGGGGACGAUGCGCCACGUGCUGUGUUCCCCACAGUAGUCGGUCGCCCGAAACGUGAGACUGUGCUUGUGGGCUCCACCCACAAGGAGGAGUACAUAGGAGACGAGGCCCUAGCAAAGCGUGGGGUGCUGAAGCUCUCCUACCCGAUAGAGCAUGGACAGAUAAAGGACUGGGACAUGAUGGAGAAGGUGUGGCACCAUUGCUACUUCAAUGAGCUGCGAGCACAGCCUUCGGACCAUGCCGUACUCCUUACCGAGGCUCCAAAGAACCCAAAGGCUAACCGAGAAAAGAUUUGCCAGAUCAUGUUCGAGACAUUUGCCGUACCUGCCUUCUAUGUCCAGGUACAGGCAGUCCUGGCUCUCUACAGUUCCGGGCGCACCACCGGGAUUGUUAUCGAUACAGGCGACGGGGUGACGCAUACUGUUCCUGUGUACGAAGGAUAUUCUCUACCACAUGCAGUUCUCCGUUCUGAGAUUGCGGGCAAGGAGCUUACAGACUUCUGCCAAAUCAACCUACAGGAGAACGGCGCAUCGUUUACCACGAGCGCAGAGUUUGAGAUAGUGCGUGAUAUAAAAGAGAAGCUCUGCUUCGUUGCCCUUGAUUAUGAGUCCGUUUUGGCUGCCUCCAUGGAGAGUGCCAACUACACAAAAACAUAUGAGCUGCCAGAUGGGGUCGUCAUUACCGUGAACCAGGCCCGCUUCAAGACCCCUGAGCUCCUCUUCAGGCCGGAGCUCAACAAUAGCGACAUGGACGGCAUUCACCAGCUAUGUUACAAGACCAUUCAGAAGUGUGACAUUGAUAUUAGGUCAGAGCUUUAUAGUAACGUGGUCCUGAGCGGCGGGAGCAGCAUGUUUGCAGGCCUCCCCGAGAGACUGGAGAAGGAGCUUCUUGACCUCAUUCCAGCCGGGAAGCGUGUGCGCAUAAGUAGUCCCGAGGACAGAAAGUACUCUGCCUGGGUUGGUGGAAGCGUAUUGGGGAGCCUGGCAACCUUCGAGUCUAUGUGGGUAAGCUCUCAAGAAUAUCAAGAGAAUGGCGCUUCCAUUGCAAACCGUAAGUGUAUGUGA
Molecule: messenger RNA, 1128 nt
Organism: Giardia duodenalis
Lineage: Eukaryota; Fornicata; Diplomonadida; Hexamitidae
Product: actin
Exons: 1
Coding region: 1-1128 (375 amino acids)
Source: RefSeq, a predicted model, not a curated record